UUCCUCCCCCAGGCUGGCGCCCAUGCGACUCUACACGCUCUCCAAGCGCCACUUUGUCCUCGUGUUUGUCGUCUUCUUCAUCUGUUUUGGCCUGACUGUCUUCGUCGGGAUCAGAGGACCCAAAGUGAUCCAGACUUCUGCAGCUAAUUUUUCACUAAAUAAUAGCAAAAAGCUAAAACCAAUUCAAAUACUUUCAAAUCCACUGUCUACAUAUAAUCAGCAACUGUGGCUGACGUGUGUCAUUGAGUUGGAUCAAUCAAAAGAAACUUCUAUUCAGACAAGCUUUCCCAUGACUGUUAAAGUCGAUGGUGUAGCUCAUGAUGGAACCACAAUGUACAUUCAUAACAAAGUUCACAAUCGGACAAGGACGCUCACAUGUGCAGGGAAAUGUGCGGAGAUGAUUGUGGCGCACCUCGGCUACUUGAACUACACUCAGUACACGGUGACUGUGGGACUGCAGCACCUGAAGCUGCCUGUCAAGGGACUGAACUUCACAUGGAAGACAUAUGACCCUGCGUUUUCCCAGUUGGAAAUUUGGUUCCGAUUCGUCUUUGUGGUGCUCACCUUCGUUGUCACCUGCCUGUUUGCACAUUCGCUCCGGAAGUUCUCCAUGCGAGACUGGGGCAUCGAACAGAGGUGGAUGUCUGUGCUGCUGCCGCUGCUGCUGCUUUACAAUGACCCAUUCUUCCCUCUCUCCUUCCUGGUGAACAGCUGGCUCCCCGGGAUGCUGGAUGACCUCUUUCAGUCUCUGUUCCUGUGUGCUCUGCUGCUCUUCUGGCUGUGUGUGUACCACGGGAUCCGCGUCCAGGGAGAAAGGAAGUGUUUAACCUUUUAUUUGCCUAAAUUCUUCAUUGUUGGACUGUUGUGGUUGGCUUCUGUCACGCUAGGAAUAUGGCAGACGGUUAAUGAAUUACAUGAUCCAAUGUACCAGUAUCGAGUUGACACCGGAAAUUUUCAGGGAAUGAAGAUCUUCUUCAUGGUGGUGGCAGCUGUGUACAUUUUGUACCUUUUGUUCUUGAUAGUGCGGGCGUGUUCUGAGCUCCGUCACAUGCCUUAUGUGGAUCUCAGGUUAAAAUUUUUGACUGCGUUGACUUUUGUGGUGCUUGUCAUUAGCAUUGUCAUCCUUUAUUUAAGGUUUGGAGCACAAGUAUUACAAGACAACUUUGUAGCUGAACUGUCAACUCAUUAUCAGAAUUCAGCCGAGUUCUUGUCUUUCUACGGCUUGUUGAACUUCUAUCUCUACACCUUGGCCUUUGUAUAUUCUCCAUCAAAGAAUGCUCUGUAUGAGUCCCAGCUGAAAGACAACCCCGCAUUUUCCAUGCUGAAUGAUUCUGAUGAUGACGUGAUUUAUGGGAGUGACUAUGAAGAAAUGCCUCUGCAGAACGGGCAAGCCAUUCGGGCCAAGUACAAGGAGGAGUCUGAUAGCGACUGAGCUCUCGGCAGGUGGUGAGCUGGAAGGGAGCCCGGACGUUUUCCUUCAGUGACCAUUUUCUAACCUUCCCAGUUCCUGCUUCUGUUCAGACUUUUCUUAUAAUCCCCUUAUUUGUUUACAUAUCUUUAAAGGGAAAACCAAAACUGAGGGCAAAUUUAAACAUUGGGCCAAAUUUACUGUCAGGGUGGCUACAUUGAUUUGGGAAGGGAGGCACUGAUAAAAAGUUGAAAUCCCCAAACGCUUUUUACAAAGAUUUCACACGAGCAAUAUUGCAUGUUUUCAGUGGUGAGGAGGAAGUCACCGCUGUUUUAGUCAAGUGAAUUAUGAACUUAAAAAAAAAAAUUCGCUAAUUCCAAGUUCAUGGGCAGCCCUGCGACUAGGCCCACAGCACAGCAGCAUGACUCUUCUUUCUUCCUACUUCCUUUCCCCAUGGAACUGGUUUAUUUACUCUUUUUGACCUUUUAAUCUCAAAGAGCAGUGUAUUCCUGUGCUGCUCAGAACAGUCCUUCCUCAUGACAUGGCCAGUGCCCUGGGUGGCUGAGUGUCAGGGUAAUCAGGGAUUUACAUUGAUUGCAUUUUGUGGAACAUCUAAGUGACAACUCAGCAGGGGAAUGGUGGAUGCCAGAUUCCAGCCCUUCACCGCCACCAAAGCACAGAGCAGUGUUGUGGAGUUCUGAGGGGGCUAGCUAAGUUAAGUAAGGAAAGUCUGAGAUAAAGUCAUGAGUUACCAGCUCCUGUGGAGGAAGCUUCUGUUGCUGUGACAUACAUAUGUGACUAUGAAUGGGUUUCCUUGAGCUUGGGGUGGGCAGGCAGGGAACCGCUGCCAUUCCGAGACAGCAGUCUGCAACUCUGUUGAAUAUGAGACCCCAUGAGCUUUUUUUUUUAAAUGAAGGCUAAAUGAAUGAUAUAGAUUCCUUACUGCCAAAAAUUUUUUAAUUUCACACUUAGAAACUAGAUGAAAAGAAAGUACAAUGGUUUAUGGAAAAACAUUUUAGGUAGGAGGAAACUUGCUUGGAAGUUGCUCCCUGUUCUCUGUGAAUCACACAACCGUCAGGUCAGUGAAUGAACUGCUCUGUGGCACUGCUGUAUGUGGUAUCGUUGAAGGCCCUGGAGAGUUCCCAGUUCCUUUUAGGCAAGGACUCAAUAUGAAGGCUGGGUUAGAUGUCUCCUUUGCUUUUCCCUUGAUGGGCACCGUAACAUCUCUAUUCACAUAUGGUAACUGGAGCCACCCUGACUCAUGCCGUCUUGGCAAAUGGAGGUCCGAAAGGGGACAGUCCACUCUGCAGGCAGCCCCUCAAUUUGUCUAUGCAUUGAUUCCCAGGUGACCUCUCAGAGGUGCCGGUUAUCAUCCACCUUAGGUAGGCUGGGACCUCAGAGGUGUUCAUGAGAGACUAUUUGUUAUGACUUCAGAUCUUUCUAAUUUAAACUUUAAUGAUAAUGUACUUUUAAUAUGGAUUCCAUUCACAUUUGUUUCAAAGACCUUGUAAAUAUGAAUGUUUGAGUGAAGACAACUAUUACUGCAAGGGUAAUUCAAGUUUACAUGAUUUUUACAUUUGCAAUCAUGUGAUGACUUUGAUUCUGUAUACUCAGAGAAACUAAAAACAGUUUCUGUUACAAAUUUUACAACUUCUAAUAAGACUACUAUAAAUAAUUUUAUGUAAAUUGAUGAAGACUUUACUUGUGCUUAUUAACAUAUUGAUAUCAUUUAAUCAUUAUAAAAUAAUUGUCCAUGAUUUGGAAUGCUGUUAUUUAUCAGUAAAUGUAAAAUACUCAAGGCAUUUAGUCAUACACACAUCAGAGCUUUUUAAAACGUCUUUGUCCUGUAGUGUAAUUAUAAGCUGAUGAGUAGUAUCUCCAUACAUUGAUUCUUCAUGGCAUCAAGGAAAUGAAAAAUAUGGAAUUAUUUACUUUUUGUAACUAAGUUGGCAACAAAAAAAUUACAAAGUACUUAAGGGAAAAUGGUUCUUUAUUAAGUCAUGCGUUUUUCAGUUUCUCUUCCCUAAUGUAUCAUAAAUAUCAACUUAUUGCCUAUUCCAUGUAAAAAUUUGCUUCAAGUAUAUAUAGCAUUUAGCCUUUCAAAUAUGUGCCAUGGAUGUUAGGUUAAAACACUAAAGUCUGCCAGAAAUGUUUGAUGGUAGCAAGAAAAUUGCUUUUCUUCAAGGGUAUUAAAGUUUUACAAACUUAAAUUAUAAAUUCAAAGGGCUGACUUCAGUUCUUUCAUGGUAAUGGUUUGAAUAACAUCAUCUUUGGGAAUUUUUUUAUACUGGUCCCUUCUAGGGGAACCUAGAAGGUGACCAGAGGUAUUUGUUUUCCUAGGAAGAGCUUAUCCGUGUGGAUAAUAGAUCCGCUUGAUUUAUUAUUAAAUCAUUACAGCAGUGAAGUGGUGCCAUUCUCUCUCUUAAGCCCCAUUUGAAAGGCCAGGGAAAGGGAUAUAGGAAAUAUACUCAAGGUUCCUAAGUUGCUACUGUACAUAAUUACAGAUUGCAAUACAAGCUUAGAUAUAGUAUGUAAAUCCAACUCACUAAAUGAGCAGGUUACAAGCCAAGUGUCACCAGCCUCAAGUAUUUUGUGAACAAUUCACUGAAGGUAGUUAUGUUAAAUAGGUUCCAAUGUGGUGACUUGUUCCUGAAUGCUUUUCACAGAAAAAAACACAGACUCUAUCAAAGGGAUAAUUAAAAGGGAUGUUUCUAGAACACUUAGUAAAAACUAGACUUAAAAUACUAAAGUGUAUUUGUAUAUUUUGAGGGUUAGAAACCAGUUGCCUUAGAAGUUAGACUUUUGAACAAAAAGAUACACAUUUUCCCCAGGCAAAAGGGAAAUUGUGUUUGUAACAUAUUGUAAUGCUGUUUAUCUUGAUUUGACAUUUGAUAUGUGCUGGUAACUAUAACACCAUACUAUGAAACAACAGGAAGAUUUUCUGCUAUUGAAAACUGCCUUUUUACAAAAAAGACUGUAAAUAUGUAUAAACUAAAACAAUACUAAACUUUAAGCUCAGAAGACAAGAUAGAGGUGUGUUCAGGUGUGGAACUGCCAGUGGAGCACAGAGUCACCCCACCACAGAACGGUCGCUGAAAUCAAUCAGGCAAAAGUGAAUACAUGUUUACUAAUGGCAGCUCAUGUUUUUGGAAUGGCUUCAUCCUGACAUACCUUUCUGGUAAAUGUUAAUAAAUUUGUAAUAUUCAAUUCUUA
This is a messenger RNA of Carlito syrichta (Philippine tarsier), 4621 nucleotides long. RefSeq names its product transmembrane protein 181 (gene TMEM181). The coding region runs from base 23 to 1432 and encodes 469 amino acids. Gene Ontology annotation, molecular function: toxic substance binding. The record is from RefSeq and is a predicted model, not a curated record. The transcript has 16 exons. NCBI's taxonomy places the organism in Eukaryota, Metazoa, Chordata, Mammalia, Primates, Tarsiidae.